AUGGUCGUCAAGAUGCGCCUCGCCCGGUUCGGGCGGACCAACGCGCCUUUCUUCAAUAUAGUAGUGGCUCAAGCAAGGACCGCGCGCAACUCCAAGCCCAUGGAGGUGAUUGGGACCUACGACCCCAUCCCCAAGACGGACUCGUACGACACGUCGCGCAAGCUGCACAAGGACAUCAGGCUGGAUAUGACGCGCGCAAAGUACUGGAUCGGUGUCGGCGCGCAGCCCACCGAUACGGUGUGGAGGUUAUUGUCUAUGGUCGGGAUCGUUCCGCCCAAGUACAGGCCAGAACCGAACUACAAACCGCCAAAAAGCUUUAAGCCGCCAAAGUCGGCACCUGCCUCAAGUUCGAGCUAG
Molecule: messenger RNA, 357 nt
Organism: Gaeumannomyces tritici R3-111a-1
Lineage: Eukaryota; Fungi; Ascomycota; Sordariomycetes; Magnaporthales; Magnaporthaceae
Product: 30S ribosomal protein S16
Exons: 3
Coding region: 1-357 (118 amino acids)
Biological process (GO): mitochondrial translation
Cellular component (GO): ribosome; mitochondrial small ribosomal subunit
Molecular function (GO): structural constituent of ribosome
Source: RefSeq, a predicted model, not a curated record